Molecule: messenger RNA, 222 nt
Organism: Rhinolophus ferrumequinum (greater horseshoe bat)
Lineage: Eukaryota; Metazoa; Chordata; Mammalia; Chiroptera; Rhinolophidae
Gene: DEFB124
Product: defensin beta 124
Exons: 2
Coding region: 1-222 (73 amino acids)
Biological process (GO): positive regulation of monocyte chemotaxis; positive regulation of chemokine (C-C motif) ligand 5 production; canonical NF-kappaB signal transduction
Cellular component (GO): extracellular region
Source: RefSeq, a predicted model, not a curated record
AUGGCCACGACACAGCUGCUUCUGCUUAUGGUGGCUCUCCUGGUCCUGGGUUGUGUGCCUCCAGGGAGAAGUGAAUUCAGACGGUGCUGGAGGGGCCAAGGGGCCUGCCGGACUUACUGCACAAGGCAAGAAACCUUUAUUCACCUGUGCCCAGAUGCUUCCCUAUGCUGUCUCCCCUAUGGACUCAAGCCUCCAGUGCACUCUAAGCCAAGAACUGCAUAG